Messenger RNA from Linum trigynum, 7482 nucleotides. NCBI's taxonomy places the organism in Eukaryota, Viridiplantae, Streptophyta, Magnoliopsida, Malpighiales, Linaceae. The record is from the annotation of a GenBank genome assembly.
UGACCCAAUUCUUUAAAGAGCCUCAACUCACAGGGCUCUUUAAAUGCCAUCAAGGUUUGAUAUGGAAGUAAGAAUUGUGGGGUUUCUGUAGCCAUUCGUAGAUGCAACCUCGAUUUAUUAUAUUUACAAGCUAAUUCUUCCAUUCCUUUCGUUUUUUUUAUUUUUUAUGCAGGUUAACCAACAAACGGCUUAACCUAUUAAAAAGAUUGCCUCUCAACAUAUUUUAGAUUUAAAUAUCAGGUCAAUGAUGCUUCUCUUCUAUUACCUUAUGCCUGCAUUGGAACUGUGCACUUGAUCAUCAUAUGAAUACCUUGGUUUCUCAUUCCAUUGCAUUGAAUUCUUUGUUGAAUGAUGUGAUAAGUUCAUAUGCUAUAUCCUAAAGAGCUUACUGCUGUCUCUCGCAUGAACUAUGCAUAAGAACAACACACAACAGUCGUAAGACAGAAGAGUCUUUUAGUGCUGAGAUUUCUUCAUCCAUCUUGUAAGUUUCUUCUACCAACGGCAGAUAGGGAGGCUCUUUCAAAUGCCUUAACAGUUUCAGUUAAAGUGUAUUAGUGGUUUAAGUGUAUGUGGGUUAUGGAAUUUUCAAUGUUUCACUUGAUCAUUCAUAUUUUGCAAUGUUCUAUUUUCCCUGCACGUGUCUUCAAGGAUACUUUCGCCAAAGGAAUGGAUGGGGUUCAGGGACCAUCUUUAUCUGGCUCUGGAUUCUAUAUCACAGGAGCGGCACUAUGUGUCAAUGUUUCAUAUAAAGGUAAAAUCUUCUAGUAAUAUAAUUUGAUCACGUUCAUGAUUUUAGGUAUCUUUACUUCUAAAAGCCUUGAAACAGUUGAUGAGGUUGGAUGCUAAAAUCCCAUAUUCUAAUUGAUGUUUAGUAUGUAAUAUAAUCCCAGAAUGCAUAUAUUUUUGUAAGAUGUACUGAUGCAGUGACGCCUUGUUGGAUUAUACCAGGAUGAGAGAUGCUCAAAAUUUAUCCUAUAAGACAAAGUGUCCUCUGUCUCUCUCUCUCUGUUCUGUAACUUUGUGUUUACUUGGCACUAGUGGUUCCCUCUGUUUACUAAUUCAGCUGCCCCAUCCUCUUCUUGAAAUCUUUUCAAUGAACCAUCUUCAAACAAUGCCUUAAACCUGCUAUGAAAGAUCCCUAGUUAUACUUUCAGGUGUACUUGGAAAGGAUCCCAAAGAAACCCGAAAUUGAUGCAUUUUUUGAAGAACUGAAGCCACAUCAGAUUAGUGAUGUUGAACUUUUCAACUUGGCAGGUUUUACAUUCAUUAGCCGUGUGCUUAUGUGUUAUUGGUUGUACUUCCACAGAAAGCACUGUUGCCGGAAAACUUCACCGUCCUUGAUCGUGCAAUUUUCGAGCACAAUCUUCUAAAUGCAAGCAAACUAUACACUAAUAUAAGGUUUGUUAUUUAAAUGCAAUGAUAGAGCUCAAUCUUCUAAGUGCAAUCAAUUUGAGGUUUGACUCUAUGGUUCUCUUCUUCUGAUAUACAGCAGAAGGAAAGCAAAGACAGUCAUACGACUAUGUUCUGAAAAUGAUGGUUUGUUAUUUACUUGAUUCUAUGUUCUCAUUCUCAUUAAUAUUUCAAGCAUAUUAAUUCUAAGCUUGUAAGACUUCCAUCUUAGUUACCUACUCCAAUCUUAACGUUGCAGACCUAUUUAGAUUUCUAUUCAAGCAGUCGCUGUAGCUAGUUAUGGAUUGAAGGCAAGAUAGUUACUGAAAGAGAGCUCCAUAACAUUGACAUCAUUCUGACAUAAGUGGAUUUGCCUUCAAUAUCAGGACAUGUCCUCAUUCUAAUGAUGGAGCAUGAAAUCUGCAAAGACAUUCCUAUCGUAAGUAUGCUAAUCCUGACUCAAGAUUUUAAGUUAGUUGAUUUGGCUUAAGCAUUUGUGCCCUAUUAAAGUCGUUGACUUUGUUAAAUUGAAGAAUCGUGUUCUUGGUACGUGGUACUGAGGUAGAGUUGGAUCAAUCAUAGUGGUUGGUGGUUCAAGAAUGGAAAUUGGUGAACUUGGGAACAAUCUGAUGGUAAGUUUUAUUUGACAAAAGAUUGAUAAUUUCUCGUGGAUUCUAGCUUACCAUUAAUUACAACUGCAAGUUCAGGCUAGUUAUAUUGUCUCCUUUUAAUGGUUGAUGAUCAUUUAUAAUCAUUAUUAGUUCCUAUUGUAGUUGUUUUUUUGCAGGUAUGGUUGAUGGUAUGCAAUUGAUCUAAAUGGAAGGAGUUGUUGGCAGCAAAACCCAACUACAGUAUGGUACUCUACUAUGCUGCGGAUAGGUCAAUGAACAAAGAAUCCUUGUAGAAGUUUAUUGAUGGGACAAAUAUAUUUAGAGAUUCGAGAUUCAAGUUAUAAGCAUUUUAUCAUGUAAAUAAUAUUACUUUGGAUCAUGAUUGAUAUUUAUAGAAAAUUUUGCAAGAAUUAGCUUGGUUCUUGAUUUAUUUAUAAUGACCAGAGUAUUUGUAACCCACUUAUAGUCACCAUUUCAUGAUUUUCUUUAGUGACAGUUUUGAGUUUGUGCAAAAAUUUGACUCUCUCUCUUUAGUGACGAGUCUGAGUUGAUUGCAAUUGAUUUCGUGACAAAUUAAGCAAGGGUUUUAACCCUUGCUAGUUAGAGCAACGAAUUUAGCAGGGGGCUUAACCCCUGAUACAAACAUCUAAUUGUUGGAUUUUAUAUUGAAUUGUAGCAGGGGUUUUAACCCUUAGUACGUGUAGCAGGGGUUUAAACACCUGCUACAACCCUUGGACGAAACUUUCACCGUGGGUUGCUAAAACCCCUUGCUACAUGUAGCAGGGGCAGCAUAGGUGAGGGUUCAUGCAAGAGUUGGUGAAACCCUUGCUACAACUCGUAGCAGGGGUUAAAACCCUUGCUAUAGAUAGAAAAAACCCUUGCCAUAGCCACUUUUUUUUGUAGUGCCACCUGGGCAGGAUCUAGACCACCCAAUAGAAUACGGGGUCGCGUAAUCCCAGCUAGGUGGGAGCCCAUGAUUCUUCAACUGGCGAAGAACUUGAGAUGCUUUAUAGACGGCUUCAUAUGGAGGUCCUUGUAGGUAUAUAAAACCUGGCACCUCCUCGCCUUCCCACAUAAAAGCUGGUUUUCGAUCUGGUACCAAACGGUUUUUUACUUCAAAUCUAAGCCCGGAUAUGAGAUUGGAUUGUUAGCUAUCCGGUCGAGUCCGGUCCCAGUCCGGUUUCGGGUAAAACCAAACGGUCUGGACCAAAUAGCCAGCCCUAAGGUUUAGGGCGCUUGACCUAGCAUUUAAUGCCCUAAACUUUCAUCUAACUGAGUAUAAAUUCUCCAUGAGAGCAUUGAUGGUAACUCAACUACUUCCUCUCUCGCUGAACCUAACAAAUAUUCUUACUUAUCUCUCUAACUUAAACUUCGGAGAGUGUCCUUGGCGACCACCCACAAACCCCUGUUUUGGAGGGUUCCUGGAUUGCCUCCCAUCAUAAAGAACAGACAUCACUCGUGCUUCAUAAAACCAGCUAGUAAUUUCUAGGCACAAACACUUAUCAUCAUUCAAUUCCCCCUCCUCCUGUUUGUUUCCCGGGAAGAAUUCUCCAACCAGUGCGCCUCAGAAUUCGAAGUCCCCUUUGAUUUCAACCCGAAGAGCGCAGAGUUUGGGGCUCUUAUGAAUAUGAUAGUUGGGUUCAUGAAGUAGGGUUGUUGCUUGGGCUGCACGGCGAACUUUGGUCGGAGGUUGAAAGAAUAAUCAAUCGGGUCUUUUGUGAAUAUUUGAUAUUUCUGUAUCAAUCUGGGUUUGGCUCGUUCAAUUGAGUCAUGAUUCGUUUUGUUUUUCCUUGUCCUACGAGUUAUUUCACAUCAAUGACUCCUGCAGACGUCCCCUUAAUGUUGUUGUGAUAACCUUAUGUAUAUAACCAACUUCUUUCGAUGUUUUUCAUUGCUUUCUUUUUGUUAUCUAUGUAUGAACAAUUGACAUUUUAACAGUUUUGAAUUGGGUAAGACAUUAAAAUAUAGCAAAAUUAAAAGUCGGACAAAGUGAUCAUUUCGUUACGAACUGAGAAACUAAUUAAGUAAUUAGUUUGAUGCAUGUGGAAGUUCAGUUUUAAUUUUGUUGCAUCAUGGAUAGUUUUAAAAUUGCAUUUAGGUUGUAAAACCCUCUUGAUUUGAAACAACCGUCACCGUUAGGCAGAUAUGCAUUAUUUGACAAUUCUAUAAUAUAUUUCAUCAAGCAAAUUUCACAAAAAAAAAAAAAAAUCAUUAGCGGUCGUAGCAAUUUGCAACAAUGAAUUUCUCAUGGGAUCGUACGUGUUUGUGUGGAUGUUGUGCAAGUAGUCAUUAGUCGUGCUGCAUUAAACCCUGCAACUUUAUAACAUCAACCGAGUGUAGUUAGAUAACACCUCUUAACUCUUUCUUACAGAGUCAUCAUUGUAUAUCUUCUCUUCUAUCAAGCCCCUUCUAUGCCUCUUAAUAGCCCUCUGCAGAGGGAAGAGGAAGAAAUUAAAUACUCGUUCCUAAUGAAAAGAAGUUAUCAAUCUAACAGUCUUUCCAGAGGUGGAACUAUUAGUUAGAAUUAUUAAAGCACGAGCAACCAAAAAUUUCCCAAAAAACAAAAAACACUGUUCAUUACGAGAAAACCGGGUGCACUGUUCACGAAAAGGCUUGGUGUGUACUUACCAUGGGCGGAUCAAGCAUGGUCGUUGAUGUGAGUUUUAGAUUGUCAGAUGCUAGAGCUCACAAAAUACAGUUGCACCUGAUCGAACGCCUACACUUAAAAAAGAAUACAAAAGUGGUGGGUCCCCGUAUGUCGCCUGACUACUCAUUCCAUCCCUAAAAUCCAACUAUUUCCCUUUCUUCUUCGAUUCAAUUUCGUCUGGACAAGCUGGGGUCGGAGCUGCAUGGAAAUCGAAAACUCAGUGACUCACUCAUACUGUCACUCUCGAAAAUGGCCAAGUGUAACCACUUCCUAAAGCGUAGUAUAGCGGGUUUGGGUUUUAAUGUCAAUCGGGGUCCUAGAUGUGAUGACUACUCAGCGAAUUCUUAUUAUCUAGCGAUGAAACUUUAGUUCAAGUUCAAACAAGCAAACAAGUAAAGCAAGCCAUUAAACGGUUGUUUUCAAGUCAAGAGAGGUCACCCGGAUAUGGUUCCGCUUAGACUGCAGUUAAGCCGGAUUGCAAUUUACCAAGUUCAGUUCCUAUAAUAGUUAUACUGUGGGAGGUUCUUAAACAGUCUGAAGUCUCGACUAAAGGUCUCCAGACCCUCUCAAUCUGAGUCCCCAGCGGGCGACUAACCUCCACCGGAGUAAACAGAUUGAGGCCCUAACAAAACCAAACCUCCACUACCGAAGUAAAUUCGGUACAGAAUAGUGAAUUGGCUCCGCGACUAAAGUCGCCAAUUCACUACCUUCAAUUAAGGGUGCUCUAUUAACCUAGGUAGAUAUUCUCUUUCUAGGCUAAAGCCGAAAUAACAGAAAUUUGAUCAGGAUUCAAGUCAUUCAAUCAUUCAAGCCUCAAUUGAAUAUAAUCAAAUCAUAAAAUCUGUACUUGGGUUCAUACAAUCAGACCUAACAUACAAAUCUCGGGUUCUCCAUACCCAGAUGAAUGGGAAAACUACUCCAUGGAGAGAGAAGCAAAAGCAGAUUCAGAUGCGGAAACAUACUGUGAAGGAUGGGUUUCUGCUGGUGGUCGUCAAUCGGCACUUCUCCAAGCUCAAGCCGGGCUCCAAUGGUGAUGAAGAUCAAGCUAGGGCACUUGGGAACUCUGGUUCGUCGCUUUCUCUCUCUAGAAAUUGCUCUGUCUCUCUAAAACUCGGAACUCCUUCUCUUUCGGCUCAAAUCUUCCUAAAAGGGCAACCCUGGGCAAAACAUGGUCGAGGGCACGACCGUGGUUUGGUUUUGCCCGCCCGUGUUUUGCCCCGUGUUAAAAACACGCCCGCGCGCGUCGACCAAAACACGGUCGUGCCUAAAUAUGGACACGACCGUGUUUUGAUUUAGGUGCGCCCGUGUUUUUACUUUUCCAUCAGUUCAGCUCUCGACAAUAAAAACACUAAUGUGCCUGUUUGUGUACACUGCCGUGUUUUGGUUUAGGCCAGCCCGUGCUUUGGCCCCAGCUCGAACGAAUGACUUCCAAAUGCCCCAAAACUCGUGCUUAGCCUUUCCUUCGACGUCCAGGACCUGAAAUAUGACAAAGUAGCACAACCCGGCGUAAAACGGGCCAAAAAUACACGACUACUAGCUGCAAACGGAUAAGAACUAAGGGUGCAAACAUGUGCAAAUACAUCACUAUCAAAUUCCACCACACUUAACCGUUUGCUUGUCCCCAAGCAAUCCUAACUCAAACCAAUGCAACUCUCCAGACCUCUAUAGCAACAAACAACCCCAAUCGUCGGUAGAGGAUUUUCUAGAUCAUAUAGUAGCUUACGAGGUCAACUGGUCUUCUAAGACGUUUCCUAUCUCUCUCAUGCGAGUACUAGACUCAAGCCAGGAUCAUGAGAAGAAGUAGAAGUAAGACAGUCAGUUCAUGGAUAAAGGGACUCAUGUCAUUCUCAACCAAGGACUCGUUGUACCAGGGUGCUCUUUUCACUUCAUUUCACCGUUGGAACCCCUUUUUCACUUUCAUUUUACUUUUUUUUUCUUUUUCAUUCACUUGGCGGGGGUUCCAACUGCAGUCUCUUACACGGUCGACCCUUAUUAGUCGGGCAAGAGCAAUUUCUGUACAUCUGGCGCUCGCCAGAGUACUUCUUUUAACCCCUUUUCCUCAACUAGUGUGGAUGGUCAAUGAAAUUAAGGGGGGCCGGAAGCUCUAUCCGUUCCCUUAAAAACACAUCCUCAAGUAGGCAAACCGUUCAACGGGUGGAAGUUUUACUUGUACUAGAGACAGCUUAGCUUCACCUUGUAGGAGUACCCCACUAAGGAUCACUAAAAUCUCUUCUAAAACCCGAUUUUUGUGCAAUUAACGGUGCCGCACACGUUGGGAUUACACCAUGUUUAAGAUUUAAAGAUUUUGACAUGGAGGACCAAUUGCAUUUCAUUUUUCACAUGAGUCCCCUGUUCGAUACACGAGUCCAUAACACAAUCCAAAUAGAGUCACCAUUAUCACAUGAAUUCAACGGUCUUAGCUCCAAUAAUUCACAAAAUCAACUGGCACAGCAGAGAGCUAGAUAGGAAAAAUCUUAUAAUUCAACAUCCUCCAUAGUGCUACACUACCUCCCUAGGUUGCACAUUACUAUAGAGAUUGUCAAUUCAAAGCAUACCGAGCAGGCAAUUUGCAAGGAAACACGUGCUUGGAGCCCUCAAAUUUAAAAAUUUGGACAGUGGACUAGGCUCCAAGCACACAAACAGAUCUAAUGCAGUCAAAAGAGAAACAUCCCCCACACUUAAGAUUGACAUUGCCCUCAAUGGAGAAGAGGGAAGGAUAAAGGGGAACAAUGUUACCGGUGUGCACGGACUACAUGAGACUGGAAGCUCACCAGUCUUAGCGAAGAGGACGGGAGAAGGGACCAGUCAGGGACAGAGUAAAGCUAAAAGGAACAA